AUGACCCUGCUUCAUGGACCGGCAGAGUCCCAAAGCAGCGGAGGUGUGGGCCGUCCGUGCCACGUCAUCAAUGUGGGAGGCUGCUGGGUGCAUUUGGCCUGGGCGGCCCUGGCAUGCUGUCCGCUUGCACUCCUGGAGCGCCUGCAGGCCUACCGCGGUCACCACGAGCUGCUUCUCGUGUGAGACUAUGACAUGAGCCGCAAAGUGUUCUUGGACCACAGCCCCUGCGCCUUCCGCGCCAUCACAGUGCUGCUGCACACCGGCAAGCUGCGGCUGCUGUGGGGACCCUGCACACUUGCCUUCUGCGAGGAGCUGGCCUAUUGGGGCAUCGACCAGGCGUGGCUAGAGCGCUGCUGCCUGCGCCACCUGCUGCCACGAGAGGAGAUGGCCGAGGCGGGACGUGGUGAGCCGCAGACCCUGACGUAAACCCUGGGGCCUGGGCCGCUGCAGCGUGGCCUCUAACGUCUGCCCGACAUGCUGGACAACUUGCACUUGAUCCCCGCUGGGAAAUUCUUCACCUGCGUCUCGAUGGGUUUCAUGGCCAUCACAGCCAUGGGCCUGUGCCUGAGCACCAUGCCAGACAUCCUCGCCGAGGAGGAGCAGGGCGAGUGCUCCCGCAAGUGCCGCAACCUGUUUGUGUUGGAGGUGGUGUGCGUGGCCUGGUUCUUAGUGGAGCUCCUGCUGCGCUCUCUGCAGGCUAAGAGCAACUGUGCCUUCCUGCGGGCAUCGCUGAACCUCGUGGACAUCGCAGCCAUGAUGCCCCUGUUGGUGUCACUGCUGGCAUGGCUGCCAGUGGGAAUGGGCCCUGGCCAGCGCGGGCUGCUGGAACCACUGUGUGCACUUGUAAUGAGCCUGGCGCACCACUCGCCAGGGUUGUGCUUGCUGGGGCUGACCGUUCACUGCAUACGUGAGCUCGGCCUCUUGCUGCUGUUCCUCUGCGUGGCCAUGGCAUUAUGCGUGCCACUCGUGCACCUAGCCGAGUGUGAGCUGGGCGUGUACCGUGACUCUGCCAGUGUGCCCACCAGCUACUGGUGGGCCAGAGACAUGGUGCCGCACAGCCUGCCUGGCCAGGUGGUGGCACUCGGUGGCAUCCUCAGCAGCAUCCUGCUGCUGGCCCUGCCUGUCACAGCCACCUUCUACACCUUCUCAGACUCCUAUGCCAAGUUCCAUGUGCAGAGGCGCCCUGCAGCCAGCCCAAGGUGAGCCUGCAACGGGGUCCCUUCCCUUCCAUGGCCAGCCCAGAAUAAUACGGAAGGGAGGGGCACCCGUGGCAGGGACAGCAGGAGCCCAGAGAGGUGGGAGCGCAACCUCCAUGGGGUUCCAGGACCACAGAAGGGUGUCCUGUGAUGGGGAUCCUCCCACAGCACACAUGACCCACACCAGCUGUACUCAGGGAGCAAUAUGAAUAACCAGGUCCUGGCCAUGUAGCCCUCCUCAGGGUCAGUACCACUGUUGGUUGCGUGUUGAUUCUGUGGGCACCACAGACUCCAUAGAGAGAAAACUAGUAGCAUAUGAAUAGGAGGGGUGUCCCCCACAUCCUGGGCUG
Molecule: messenger RNA, 1546 nt
Organism: Ochotona princeps (American pika)
Lineage: Eukaryota; Metazoa; Chordata; Mammalia; Lagomorpha; Ochotonidae
Gene: KCNG2
Product: potassium voltage-gated channel modifier subfamily G member 2
Biological process (GO): protein homooligomerization; potassium ion transmembrane transport
Cellular component (GO): membrane; voltage-gated potassium channel complex
Molecular function (GO): voltage-gated potassium channel activity
Source: RefSeq, a predicted model, not a curated record